This is a messenger RNA of Nothobranchius furzeri (turquoise killifish), 2129 nucleotides long. RefSeq names its product receptor-interacting serine-threonine kinase 3 (gene ripk3). Gene Ontology annotation, cellular component: cytoplasm. Gene Ontology annotation, biological process: protein phosphorylation; signal transduction. NCBI's taxonomy places the organism in Eukaryota, Metazoa, Chordata, Actinopteri, Cyprinodontiformes, Nothobranchiidae. The record is from RefSeq and is a predicted model, not a curated record. Gene Ontology annotation, molecular function: ATP binding; protein kinase activity.
CAGUUUCACUUCUGUUUUCAUUUAAAGCAGAGAGAAGAAGGCGUUUGUAGAUUUACACUCCAGAGCCACCUUCAUCACGGUUGAAUAAUGAGAAGGUAAAGACAAUUCCAGCUGUGAACUAUGGCUUUCACCUGCACUGCGGAGAUCAAAGACUCUGCUCUUGAUGGCUGGGAGGUGAUUGGCUCAGGUGGAUUUGGACAGAUUUACAAAGCCAGGCACCGCCAGUGGUGCUGCGACGUGGCCAUCAAGCUCCUUCAUUAUGAUGACGGGAACAGCUCUGCCUUGCUGAGAGAAAUCAACAUGAUGUGUACGGGAAGCAGCCCCUUUGUCAUUCACGUCCACGGAGUGUUCAAAGGUCGAUCACCUUCUUCGGGAUCGUCAACGCAGCUCGGGCUAGUCAUGGAGUUCAUGGAGAGGGGCUCUCUGGCCUCACUGCAGCAAACAUUAGGAGGACCUCCUCCCUUGCCACUGGUGUUCAGACUGGUCCAUCAGGUGGCUCUGGGUAUCAACUAUCUCCACAGUCUAAAACCUGCUGUGCUGCACUUGGACCUGAAGCCCAACAACGUGCUGCUGGACUCUUCUCUCAAUGCUAAGCUGACAGAUUUUGGCCUGGCCAAGUUUUCCCAAAGUUUUUCACGGGUGUACAAAAAGGAGAACAACGAGGAGUGGGGCACUCUCAGCUACAUGCCACCGGAGGCAUUUGAAAUAUCCUACAGUCCCAAACGAGCCUCCGACAUCUACAGCUUUGGUAUCCUGCUGUGGUCCAUUGUCACUGGGAAACAGCCGUAUGCAAAUGUAAUAUCCAGCAUAGUGCGGUUUCGCAUCCCGCAGGGAGACCGACCAUCGCUGGAUGAGAUCAGGCAAAAGGCUGCAGGGCGUGCAGGGUUGGCAACGGUGAUAGGGCUCAUGCAGAAAUGCUGGGAUACAAAACCAAGCUCAAGACCCACCUCUUUAAUGUGCACAAAGGUGACCGAAGAGCUGUUCAAGAUGCACAAACACUGUAUUAACGACGCUGUCCACCUAGUGCUGAAGGAACUGGACAAAUGUGAAGAAGAAAGACUGACAGGGCAGGUCGAGGGGCUUUCUCUAACUCAGUCUGCAACUGUUUCUGGAGUUGAAGGGAAGACUGUUUGGGAUGAUGUGCCAACAGGACCCCCACCAAUUCAGGAAAUGGCCGGUGUUUGGACUCCAAAGGAAACCAGCAGAUCAAGAGUUGAAGACGGGUCUCCAAGCCGUCCUAUGAACGAGUGUCAAACUGACCAGCCCCGACCGGAGUGUACAAUAAAAAAAUCUUCUGUUCACCCCAUACAGACAUCCCCACCUUCUCCUUCAACCAGGCCGUCUCAUAGCGAGGCAGCUCAACUGUGCGGUCUCACCAAACAUUUGUUACCGCAGUACCAGCGUCAGCAUUCCAGCCCUGACACCUACUCCACCUUCCCGUCCCCUUCUCAAGGAUUCAAGAUGUUUUUCUGCAAUGUGACCGGAUUUCAGAGCGGCAUCAACAACACCAUGAACAUCUUCUACCCUGGUUCCUUGGAGAGGAAACGCCACCCAACGGCGCCCUCUACCUUUGACAACACUGAGUUCAUAAAAAACAAAAAUUUUCAGCAACAAAAAAACUGAUUUAUUUUCUACUUGUGUAUAUUUUUGUAGCAUGAAAGCAUUUUGAACAGAUUUUUUAUGUUUUUUAUUCCUUAUUUAUUGUGUUUUCUCACACUUUCUUUUUGUGUCAUCAGCAGUAUAAUUAUAAGCUUUUUUAUUUCUAUUUUUUCCCACCAACUGUGGUGAGAAAAUGUCCACAAUUCCACUGCCAACUCGUCUAAAGAUGCCAAAAAAAUCUUUUAUACAAACUCUUCACUUUUUAUCCAAACAUGAAUUUUCUACUCUUCUUUUUCAAAAACAUAUCACACAUGCUGUAAUCCACCAACCUACACACACAAUGAACCACGAAUAUAAUAAUGCUUUAGGAAUGUGCAAUUACAGCUUUUACUGGUACUUUUCAGAUUAUUUGUUUGUUUAAAAAAAUAAUAAAAAUGCUUUUCUUUUCAAUCAAUAUAUUUAUCUUGCUGGUAAAUGUGAUGAAAUGUGGGGUUGAGGUAUUUUUUCAAUAAACAGCAAUUUUUAAAAUA